AUGAGUGAUAUUUUAGUGAAUUAACUUAGUAAUUCUAAUCUGAUUGUACUAUAUACAGCUGGAGCUGGAGCAUAAGCUUUAUGUCAUUUUACACUUCAUCCUGGAUCAUCAAAAUAUGCCCUUGAAUCUUCUAGUUUCUAUGCAAAAGGUAGUCUAGAAAUGCUAUUAAAUUAAUCAAUCACAAAAUUUGUUACAAAAUAAGUUGCAGAAGAUAUGGCACUCAAAGCAUUAAUUAGAUCUCAUGAGAUUUAAAUUAAAGAAGAUAGUUUUGAUAAGUUUUAAGUCAUUUUAUUAAUAGAUUUAAUUCUACUUUAGGAAUUGGAAUUACUGCUGCUAUUCGGUCUGUUAAUGAUAGAUAAGGAAAACAUCAUGCAUUUAUAUGUCUCAAUUAUGGAAUUAUCAAGUUCACUUAUUAUUUAGAUUUAGUUAAAGGAAUUAGAACUAGAGAACAAGAAGAUUAAUUCAUUUCAGAUGUUGUAUUUCAACUCAUUCUUAAACAUUCUAAUUAAUAGUCCAUUUCAAAUGAAUAAUAAUUCUAAGACUAAUCCAUUUCAAAUUUAGAUAAUGCUUCUAUUAUGUUAAUUAAUUAAGAAUCAAUGAAUUAAAAUCUAAUUCAAUCAUUGUAAACUUCACCCAAUUUAUUAUAAUCUAUACUAUUCACAACUAAUCAAUAUUAACUAAAUCCUAUUAUUCAAAAUGCAAUCAUAAUGAGUGGAUCAUUUAAUCCUAUUCAUGAUGGACAUAUUGAAUUAGCUUAAAAAGCUUAAAAUCUAUUAUAAUUGAAUACAUUCUAUUUUGAAUUAUCUAUUAUUAAUGCUGAUAAAAAAGAUAUUACUGUCUAAGAAGUAGAAAAGAGAUUAGAAUUAAUCAAAAAAUUUCAUCCUAAUAUUAUAUUAUCCAACAAAGCAUACUUUAAAGAUAAAAAUCAAUUUCUUAAAAAUGGUGCAUUUGCUAUUGGUAUUGAUACUUAUAAAAGACUUGUUGAUCUUAAAUAUUAUAAUAAUUCCAUUUAAGAAAGAGAUCUUUCUCUAUUCUCAUUUUUACAAAAUAAUAAUAAGAUAAUUGUAGCUCCUAGAUACAAUGAUGCAUAAUAAAAAUUAGAAUCUUUAAAUGAUUAUGGAAUUCCUAAAAUAUUAGAAGGGAAUGUGAUUGAGUUGAAUGACUUUAGAAAUGAUAUCUCUUCAACUAAAAUAAGAUAAAGUGAAGGCAAAUGA
Messenger RNA from Paramecium sonneborni, 1214 nucleotides. Lineage: Eukaryota; Ciliophora; Oligohymenophorea; Peniculida; Parameciidae. The record is from the annotation of a GenBank genome assembly.